Molecule: messenger RNA, 1100 nt
Organism: Myzus persicae (green peach aphid)
Lineage: Eukaryota; Metazoa; Arthropoda; Insecta; Hemiptera; Aphididae
Gene: Ufc1
Product: ubiquitin-fold modifier-conjugating enzyme 1
Exons: 5
Coding region: 139-639 (166 amino acids)
Biological process (GO): protein K69-linked ufmylation
Cellular component (GO): cytoplasm
Molecular function (GO): UFM1 conjugating enzyme activity
Source: RefSeq, a predicted model, not a curated record
AACACGUCUUGUAACUACACUACUACAGUAAAUAUUCGUCGUGUCUCGUUCCGCCACGGCACUGCGACUGCCCAAUGACCAAUACCCUCAGGAGAUAUUCUGAGUUUGGUCAUCGGUGUACAUAGCCGUUUAAAAACUAUGGAAAACACCAAAAAGGCUCUGUCUUCAAUACCACUCCUAAAGACAAAAGCCGGUCCCCGGGACGUUGAUUUGUGGCCACAAAGACUCAAAGAAGAAUACCAAUCCCUAAUCCAAUAUGUUCAGAACAAUAAAGCAGCUGAUAAUGAUUGGUUUCGUCUAGAGUCUAAUAAGGAAGGAACUAAAUGGUUUGGAAAGUGUUGGGUGUUUCAAAAUCAGUUGAAAUAUGAGUUUGACAUAGAAUUUGACAUUCCCGUAACAUUCCCUGCUACAGCACCUGAAAUUGCAUUACCCGAACUUGAUGGUAAAACUGCCAAAAUGUAUAGAGGUGGCAAAAUAUGUCUGUCUGAUCAUUUUAAGCCAUUAUGGGCUAGAAAUGUACCAAAGUUUGGUAUUUCUCACGCUUUAGCACUUGGUUUGGGCCCAUGGUUGGCAGUUGAAAUCCCAGAUUUAAUUCAGAGAGGAGUAGUUAAAUAUAAAGAAAAAGAAGAGGACAAAUAAUAAAAUUUCAGAAUUAUGGAAAAGUGAUUUUGGAAUAAUUUUUGAGAGCUAUAAGUGAUACAUAAUUUUUAUAUUUUAUUAUAUUAAUUUUAAAACAACUGUUGGACACUCAAAAAACAGUCAUUCAUAUUAUUUGAAUAAGUUAAAGAUUAAACUAAAAUUAUAUUGCCAAAUGCCAAACAUUUAUAAUACCAAUAUGAAAAUUUGUGUUAAAAUGUACAUUUUUAAAAUUAUUGAUACAUUGUAUCAUUGUUAAAUGUUUAUUCUACUUGUAUAUUAAAUUAAUAAUUUGAACUAAUUUUUUUUGUCAUAACAUCAUUAGUUAAAAAGUUAUUUGAUACAAAUAAUUUUUUUUCUUUCAUAUCUUGAGGCUAUAGGUAUGUGCAGACUUAGGUUACACGGCAUGCCGCUGAUGACAUGUGCUGUCCAAAAAUAUAAAUGUCCCUAAAUAAAUAUUCAUA